This is a messenger RNA of Plectropomus leopardus (leopard coralgrouper), 492 nucleotides long. The record is from RefSeq and is a predicted model, not a curated record. NCBI's taxonomy places the organism in Eukaryota, Metazoa, Chordata, Actinopteri, Perciformes, Serranidae.
GACGGAGAAGAGAUAAAAACAGACGAGACGAUCCGUACGCUGGCGCAGAAGUGGCAGCCGACCAGACGGCCUCGCUCCGAGGAGAGGAACACAAAGGCCGUGGACACGGAUAUGAUCGUGGUGUCCUGCGUGUCCAAACCCAGUCACUGUGAAAAGGCCACCGAGGAGAUCAACGUCGUGGCCCAGAAGCUCAUCACAAAUUCAGAGAGCGACCUGCAGCUCAGUUACGCCAAACAGAGGCGCACCAAAAGUUCAGCCCUCCUGCACAAGGAGCUGGACGUGCGGAGCAACCGGGCAGUUCGUCAAUACCUGGUGAAGGUCAACCAGGCCAUCGCCACGCUGUACGCCCGCCACGUGCUGGCCUCGCUGCUGGCCGACUGGCCCGCGGAGGCGGCGCUGAGCGAGGAGGCCCUGGAGCUGAACGGCGCCUCACACAUGGCCUACAUCCUGGACAUGCUGAUGCAGCUGGAGGAGCGGCCGCUCUGGGAGAAG